Molecule: messenger RNA, 2998 nt
Organism: Rosa rugosa (rugosa rose)
Lineage: Eukaryota; Viridiplantae; Streptophyta; Magnoliopsida; Rosales; Rosaceae
Product: glutamate receptor 2.9-like
Exons: 5
Coding region: 99-2813 (904 amino acids)
Cellular component (GO): plasma membrane
Molecular function (GO): signaling receptor activity; ligand-gated monoatomic ion channel activity
Source: RefSeq, a predicted model, not a curated record
AGUGUAGAAACUUGCACCGGUUGGGUGGAAAAACUGGAAUAGUAAAGGUACCUAUAUAUGAGAAUGCAAAGACUUAAACAAUUCCACGUAACUAGACCAUGGGAAACCAGAAGCGCUUCCUCUGGUUCAUCUUCAUUGUUUUGUUCAGCCCUGGGAUCGAGCCUUCAACGACGAAAGAAGUGAUACGAGUACCAGUAGGAGUUGUUCUUAACUUAAAUUCCUCAGUGGGAGCUAUGGCAGAGAAGUGCAUGACCAUGGCACUUCAUGAUUUUUAUGCUAAGCAUGCUCAUUAUCAAACAAGGCUUUCCCUUCUCACCAGGGAUUCAAAGAAUGAUGUUGUUUCGGCAGCAUUUGAAGCGAUGCACUUGAUAAACAUUGAAAAUGUGAGUGCCAUUAUCGGACCUCAAAGUUCAGCAGAAGCGAAGUUUGUGAUAGAGCUGGGAAGAAGGAAUCAUGUUCCGAUUAUUUCGUUUUCUGCCACUAGUCCAUCUCUUUCUCCAUCCCAUAGCUCAUUUUUCAUUCGGACGGGUUUUAGUGACUCUGCUCAAGUAGAAGCCAUAGCUGCAAUCGUCGGAGCUUAUAGUAAGUGGUUGGAAGUUGUUCUCAUCUAUGAAGACACGGAGUAUGGAAAUAGCUUAAUUCCAUAUUUGGUAGACGCUUUCCAGAAAGUUGGAGCUCGAGUACCUCAUAGAAGUGUCAUUCCUCCUCAUUAUAAUGACACAGAAAUUUUAAAGGAGCUUAACCGCUUGAAUUCAACUCGAGGAAGAAUAUUUUUGGUCCAUAUGACUGCUUCCCUCGGGUCCAAAUUGUUUUUAUCAGCAAGUAAGGCAGGGAUGAUGACCGAAGGGUAUGGAUGGAUUGUUACGGAAGGGUUAUCGACUUUAUUAGAUCCUGUGGGUUCAAGAACCAUGGACUCAAUGCAAGGUGUAGUGGGAGUAAGGCCAUAUAUACCAAUGUCAAAAGAACUUGAAGACUUCGUGUUGCGAAUGAAAAGAUUCAGGUUCAGAAAAUCAAGCAAGAUUACUGGUGUAAACCUCUUUGGGUUGUGGGCAUAUGAUACAGUUUGGGCAUUAGCAAUGGCAGUGGAGAAGGUUGGAACAGCAAGCAGAGUUGAUCUUGCAAGUUUGGGAACUGGUGACAGGGGUCAAAACCUUCUUGACGCUAUCCUAGAUUCAGAAUUUGAAGGCCUCAGUGGGAAUUUCCGGUUGGUUAAGGGACAGUUGGAAGCUUCAACCUUUGAGGUAUUUAAUGUGAUUGGCGGAAAAGAAAGAAUAAUUGGAUAUUGGAACCAGAAGAAAGGACUUUCCCGAAAGCUGAAUGGAGCAGCAGAGUUGGAUAAAAGGAAGACACUCGAGAAACCAAUCUGGCCAGGGUACACUACAGACAUCCCUCCAACAAAGAAAUUGAGGAUUGGAGUUCCCUUGAAAAAGGGUUUUUAUGAAUUCCUAAAAUUCGAAAACAACAAUAUAUCAGGAUUCUCUGCUGAGAUAUUCUUUGCUGCAGAAAAGAAACUGCCAUUUUCCCUUUCAUAUGAGUUUUCUGCCUUCGCGGGGACUUAUGAUGAUCUUCUUUAUCAAAUUCAUCUUCAGAAAUACGACGCUGUGGUGGGAGACACAACAAUUAUAGCUAAUCGCUCAUUAUAUGUAGAUUUUACGUUGCCUUAUUCUGAAUCAGGAGUUUCCAUGAUAGUUUUGACAGAAGAUAGUGAGAGGAAUAGUGUUUGGAUUUUCUUGAAGCCACUAAGCUUGGGUCUUUGGUUGACAACCGGCGUAGCCUUCAUAUUUACAGGUUUUGUAAUAUGGCUUCUUGAGCACCGGGAAAACACCGAGUUCAGAGGUCCUCCACAGCAACAACUUGGCAUGAUAUUCUGGUUCUCCUUUUCAACCCUCGUCUUUGCACACAGAGAGAAAGUGGUGAACAAUUGGUCAAGGUUUGUGCUGAUUAUAUGGGUUUUUGUGGUACUGAUCCUAACACAGAGUUACACUGCAAGCUUAGCCUCAAUGUUAACAGUACAGAAGUUGCAGCCCGCAUUCACUGAUAUAAAAGAGAUACAAAGAAAUGGUUACAAAGUAGGAUAUCAAAAUAGUUCCUUUAUUAAAGGGUUUCUCAUGGAACAUUUAAAUUUUGAUGAGACCCAGUUGGUGCCAUUGGUAACCAUUCAGGAUUAUCAUAACGCACUCUCUAGAGGAAAUAAGAAUAGAGUUGCUGCCAUUUUAGAUGAAGUCCCUUACCUCAAGUUGAUCCUUAAAAAGAAGUGUUCCAAGUACACCAUGGUUGGACCAACCUACAAAACUGAUGGAUUUGGCUUUGCUUUCCAAUCAGGGUCCUCGCUGGUAUCCUACUUGUCAAGCGCAAUCUUGAACGUGACUCAAGAUAAAAAUCAGAUGGAUAAACUUCAGUCGACUUACUUUGAUUACUUUGAUAACCAACCUGCCUGUGAGGAUCAAAGUGCCAAAAUUUCUUCAGAGGGUCCAAGUCUUGGUGUCUACAGCUUCGGAGGCCUCUUCAUCAUCGCAGGUGUGGUCUCCAUGGUUGCUCUUUCGAUGUACAUGUAUCACUUCCUUUGCUCUCAUUGGCCAGCUUUGCGAACAAUUAGUUCUUCUGAGAGCAGAUUUUGGGAGAAAUUGGUUGAAGUGGCAAAGCAUUUUGACAAGAAAGAUCUCACUUCACAUCAGUUUAAGCGAAGAGAAUCAAGAGUACAUGCUUUAGACACUCCUGAUGAAGGUCUAGCAGCUGCACCGGGUGCUAAUGAUAUGCAAAACAACUCAGCAGGAACUCACAUAAUAGUGGAGAACAAUCUUGGACAUGAAUGAAAAUGAAAAUCUUUCAUAAGGGCAUAGGGAUUCAUCUAUGCCUGUACUUGACUCAUCAUAAGCUAUCAUUCAUUUCUGUUGUAAAUUUAAUGGAAUUUUCUCAAAUUCCUCUACUAAUGAUUCUGCCCAAGUGUUUUGAACCAUUGGCCAUUUUACUCAGAAUUUAGUUUCUAUUUGUUGGACUA